AUGGCGCCGUCAAAAGUUGCGAAAAACAAGAGGAAGUUUACGCAUUCGAAUCGAAAAAGUUCACAGAGGUCCUCAAGCACUGGCUCCAAAACAGCUCCAAGCGUUUUGAGCAAUUGUAGCUCAAGAUUUUCAAGCUCGCAGAGCUCAAAAAGCUCUCAAAAUACCCAAAAAUCCAAGAAAAAGGAUCGAAAAACGUUCAAAACCAUUUACAAGGCUUCUGAUAGUUUGGACAAACCAAAAGAAAUUUCAAAUUGGACCGUUUCCAUUUUGGCAUGGCUUCAGGGUGCGAUUUGUGUCUAUUUGAUUUGUGGAAUCGUUUUUCAAGUGAUUUGGGGAAAACAUGAUGGGUUAUGGUGGAUGCUGGCGGAUAUUUUGUUAUUUGAGAGAAUGUUCGGAUUGUCUGCCACGUGUUUCUUCUCAUCUGCUUUUCAUUUUUUCAUUGUAAUCCAAUCGAUGCGAUUUGUUGGAGAAUCGAAAAAACGAAAGGACUUUAGUGAUAAAGUGAUUGUGGAGGGGAUAGAGAAGAGACGCAGAGACUUAAAAGUGAAUUUGACGAUUCGUGACGAGACUGGAAAUGUGAAAUCAAUGCGUGGAGCAGGAGUAGAAGCAGGAGUGAAUCGUGUUCUGGAAAUGAACACAGACGGAGAACGAAUUCAUUUAUCGACUAGUAACACGACAUUGACACGUAUCAAUGUGCCAAAACACAAGAAUCAUCAUCAUGGACACCAUCAAAAAUCCAUGAAGAAAUCGGAAAAUCCAUUGGCUCCAAUUAUUAAUUCAAAAUAUAAUAAUUGCUCAAAACAGGAGAAGAUGUUGAGUCCCAGAAAAAUUUUGGGAUGA
This is a messenger RNA of Caenorhabditis briggsae, 840 nucleotides long. Lineage: Eukaryota; Metazoa; Nematoda; Chromadorea; Rhabditida; Rhabditidae. The transcript is spliced from 5 exons. The coding region runs from base 1 to 840 and encodes 279 amino acids. The record is from RefSeq and is a predicted model, not a curated record.